Messenger RNA from Hyla sarda, 2278 nucleotides. Its product is annotated as solute carrier family 2, facilitated glucose transporter member 9-like. The record is from RefSeq and is a predicted model, not a curated record. The coding region runs from base 794 to 2023 and encodes 409 amino acids. Gene Ontology annotation, molecular function: hexose transmembrane transporter activity. The transcript has 11 exons. Gene Ontology annotation, cellular component: membrane. Lineage: Eukaryota; Metazoa; Chordata; Amphibia; Anura; Hylidae. Gene Ontology annotation, biological process: monosaccharide transmembrane transport.
UUGAUAAAUAUCCCCCAAUGUGUCUAAAGCACUGUCCUUACGGUUUUCUCCUGACUGAUGUCUUGAUGAGGUGAGAAGGUGCUCCACACUUUCCUCCAUAUCAUCCUUGGUUUCCUCUUCACGCUGUCCAAGCGCGGCUUCUUGUAUAGCAAGUGCUUUCGCCAGAGCCUUUGCCCUUCUUUUAGCUGCGGUUGUAAUAGCCCCUUUCCGUACUGCAACCAGAGAAGUGAGGAGCACAGGCUUUCCCACCAAGCAGGCACCCCCACACUUUAUACUGUAAGUCCUGCUAAAAUGUACAGUGGCGCACACUGCUAUGCUCGGGGAGCGUGAUAUGCCCGGCAUGCCUUGUUAGUAUGCGCAGUGGCAUACGCUGCAGCGCUCCUCGUUAUUAUUAAGGAGCUUUGUGCCGCGCGUUAUGUCAUGUGCUAUACCAUGCACCUGCUAACCCGCCGCUGAUCACAGAUAGUGUAAUAGCUCGGGGUCUCCCGAGGGUCAGGGCGGAGAAGCUGUGGGGGUGUCCGGAUACAGCGUCUCACAGCGUGUCACAAAGGCCCAGGAUCUAAAGCCAAGAUUCGGGUCAGCACGGGUGUCAGGGCAGCAGAACCAGCGUUCAGCAUCCUAUGUAAUUUCCGGGAAAGCUCCUAUCCUCUCAAGAAUAGUAUAGUAGUUUGUCAAGGGCUUCAUCAAUGAGACCUGGAUAAGAAGGUAUGGAUCAGCUAUCCCUAAUGAAACAGUCAUCCUGCUUUGGUCUACAGCCGUAUCAGUGUACAGUGUUGGGGGAUUGCUGGGAUCUAUGGCAUCUGGAUAUCUGAGCAGAAGGUUUGGGAAGAGACGAUGUCACAUAUUCAGCAAUCUUUUGGGUAUUACAGCCUCACUGUGCGUUGGGCUCAGCAAGAUUGGAGAAUCAUAUGAAAUGAUUAUUGUAGGACGGUUUCUCUUUGGAUUAACAUUAGGUUUGUCAAUUAACAUAUAUGUACAAUAUCUUGGAGAAAUGUCUCCCAUUAAUCUUCGAGGCUUUGUUAACACCACAGCCCCUAUGUUCGUAACUACAGGCAAGCUCUUUGGUCAAAUUGUUGGACUCAGUGAAGUGCUGGGGACGGAAACAUUGUGGCCCUUUAUGCUAUCGCUCUGUGGUCUUCUAAAUGUGCUGCAUUUAAUAUUAAUGAACUUUUACCCUGAGACUCCUCCAUAUCUGAUGUUAGUGAAGAAAGACCAGGAUCGAUGUAUAAAAGCUAUGCACAGGAUUUGGGGACCUGGAGACCAUCAAGUGGAGAUAAAUGAAAUUUUGGCACAACAGGAGAUGCGUAAGGAAAAUAAGAGCAUGAGCAUCAUUGAGCUGGUGAAAGAACCAUCCCUCCGAUGGCAACUCUACAUUGUGCUUGUUAUUACAUUUACUCUUCAGAUGUCUGGAGUCAAUGCAAUAUUUUAUUAUGCAAACAGUGUUUUUCUCACUGCUGGUUUGCCACUGGAAAAAAUCCCCUAUAUAUCGCUAGGCAUAGGAAGUUUUGAGCUUUUGGCUGUCAUGCUGUGUAGUGUAAUGACAGAGCACUAUGGUAGAAAAGUCAUUCUGCUCGGGAGUUAUGGGUUCAUGGCUACCAUGUUAGCUGGUCUCACAGUUACUCUAUCACUUCAGGGCUGGACUCACUGGAUCCCAUAUUGCAGUGCUGUGUUUAUUUUCUUGUUCAUCUUCUUCUAUGGCAUGGGUCCAGGAACAUUAACUGUUGCAAUAGUUAGUGAAAUGUGCAGUCACUCUUCCCGUGCCUCAGUGUUUGUGAUCAUUAGUUGCCUCAACUGGAUUGGACUCUAUGUGAUAGCAAUGGUAUUUCCAUAUGUGGAGGCUGCUCUUGGCCCUUAUUGUUUCCUUGUCUUUUUUACCAAUAUUGUGGUCUCAGGAAUAUUUUUGUUUUUCUUCCUUCCGGAGACAAAGGGGAAGACAAUACAGCAAAUCAUAACUGAAUUCAACAAACUGAAUUUUAGAAAUAAAAAGUUACAACAAACUAUAGAGUUUUCCACGACCCUAUGAUAAACUAUAAAGGACUUUUGGAGUGGAUUUCUGUCUGGGUACAGACAAUGUACAUGUGGCACUAUAUUAAAACUGUUUAUGUUUUGAAAAUAAAAUAUAAAGUAAAUGAAGAAUUUCUGUUGUAAAGUGACAUACACCCAUAUACAUUGCUUGCAUUCUGCAGAUGAUACUGAGCAUGUUAUUAUCUCAUUGCCAUAUAAAACUAUUUACUCAUAGAUAUCCUAUAUGUAAUGCUCCUAAUAUAUCAAUUGGAAA